Messenger RNA from Pangasianodon hypophthalmus (striped catfish), 1415 nucleotides. RefSeq names its product olfactory receptor class A-like protein 1. The transcript is spliced from 2 exons. Gene Ontology annotation, cellular component: membrane. The coding region runs from base 122 to 1114 and encodes 330 amino acids. Gene Ontology annotation, molecular function: pheromone receptor activity. Gene Ontology annotation, biological process: G protein-coupled receptor signaling pathway. The record is from RefSeq and is a predicted model, not a curated record. NCBI's taxonomy places the organism in Eukaryota, Metazoa, Chordata, Actinopteri, Siluriformes, Pangasiidae.
UUUCCAUGGUUACUUGGAAUCUUGCGGUGUUUUGUUUCGGCGUGCGUCGGGGCCCCAGCGGAAAAGCACACAUUAUAAAUUCGCAUAUCUUUACUUCCAUCCCUGGCGAUGAAGACUACAAAUGCGCGUGAGCCGUCGCAAGAAGAAGUUCCAGAAACCAGGCUCCAUGGACCUUUGCAUCACCAUUAAAGGGGUCUCGUUCCUCCUGCAGACGGGGCUGGGAAUUCUGGGUAACGCGUCCGUGCUGAUGGCGUACGCUCAUAUCACUUUCGUAGAGUCACGCCUGCAGCCCGUGGACAGAAUCCUGGCUCAUCUGGCCUUCAGCAACCUGCUGCUACUGCUGACGCGUGGCGUGCCACAGACCAUGGUCAUCUUCGGCCUGCGCAACCUGCUGGACGAUCCGGGCUGCAAAGUGGUGAUCUACGCCUACCGCAUCAGCCGCGCCCUCUCUGUCUGCCUCACCUGCAUGCUGAGCGUCUUCCAAGCGCUGACCAUCGCACCGUCCGCCGGGCCACACCUGACCAAACUGAAACCUCGUCUCCCGCACCUGGUCAUACCCACCUUCGUAGGACUGUGGCUCCUCAACAUGAUUAUCUGCAUCGGCGCUCCGCUUUUCUCAAUGGCACCUCGGAACGGCACCGUGCCCGCCUUCACCCUCAACCUCGGCUUCUGUCACGUCGACUUCCGUGACAACCUGUCAUACGUGGUGAAUGGCGCGGCGCUCUCGACGCGAGACUUCACCUUCGUGGCCGUCAUGCUGGCGUCCAGCAGCUACAUCCUGGUCCUCCUGCACAAACACAGCAGGCAGGUCAGGUCCAUCCGACGUGCUCAGCAAGGAACCUCCAUGGAAAUGCGGGCGGCGAAGACCGUGGUCAUGCUGGUGGUGCUGUACACCGUGUUCUUCGGCAUCGAUAACGUGAUCUGGAUCUACAUGCUGACCGUGGCCCAGGUCCCGGCUGUGGUGGCGGACAUGAGAGUGUUUUUCUCAUCUUGCUACGCCACGCUCAGUCCUUUCCUCAUGAUAAGCACCAAUAAGAAGAUAAAGGAGAGGCUGGUGUGUGCAGCUGGAGAACAGCCAGCUGAGGACUCCACCGAGAAACCAAGCACUAAAUGAACUUUUAUUUUUCAUAUUCAAGUUGUAAUACUAGAUGACAAAUAUUUUAGUAUUCUUGAUAUAUUAUGAAUUAUUAUUAUUAUUGUGCUAAGGUUCCUAAAAUAAAAAAUUAUAUAUAUUUUUCUGCCUUUUGUACUGACUUUUAUUUUGCUGUCAAAAUGGCGGCCAUUUUGUACAAGUACUGCUUUACUUUUAAACUUAAUUAAAUUAGCUAACCAGCUACUUAAUGACUCAAUUUUUCAGUUUUAUGUAAUGUAAAAAAACAAUGAAGCAAAAAAAAAAAAAUAAAUAAAACAAAAAU